UAAUACUGUUAAUAAUACAUAAUGACAUUUAACGACUAAUAGAUAACUAGUUCUUAGCUUUGAAGUACUAAAUGUGAUCUUAUAGUGUUAUAUUGUUGAGAAAAUGAAAAAAUUAUCAAUGAAUAAAUCUUAUGGUUAAAGUUGAUCUUUUUCAUGCAUCAUUAAUUUCAUUAUGAAGCUGACGAAACCAUUGAAACUCUCCUUACUAGUAAGAAAUAAAGGAGAACCAAAACUAUAAUCAGUACUGACAUUUCAAGCCUUGGUUUUAAGUAUGUUGUACACUUCAUAUAAGUUUUAAAUCGCUAUUAAGUUUUACAAUAUCCAAUUGCUAGAAAAUUUAACAGAAACAAAACUAUAAUCACUAUUGAAAUUUAAAGCCUCGGUUUUAAGUAUGUCGCACACUAAAAAGUUUUAUUUCACUAUUAAGUUGUAUAAUAUUCAAUUGCUAGAAAAGCUAUAAUCACUACUGAAAUUUCAAGCCUUGGUUUUAAGUAUGUUGUACACUAAGAAGUUUUAAAUCGCUAUUAAGUGGUAUAAUAUUCAAUUGCUAGAAAAGCUAGCUGAACCAUAUGAAUUAAUAAUGAAAGCUCUAGUUUCUAACUUUUCAUACAUCUUAUUUUCCCAUGAGAGAGAUUACUACCUAAUGAAGGAAAAGCAAUCCUUGCUCUAGAGAAUAUUUUCCAGGCACGCAAAUCUAUUACAAGAGGAACGAUUGAUGCACAACACCAACUAUUCAAUUCAAAUGCUUGUAGCCAUCUUUAGUGAGGAGAUAUAAGUCCAACUGUCUCUCUCUUUAUUAUUGUCUAUUAUGUACAAAAUUAGAACAAGACAGUCAAAGUUUUAGAUAGCAACAGCACUUUUUACACUGUAACUCUCUAAACUAACCAAUUAGAGUUAUGCAAGAUUGACACCUAGAGGUAAUUCAUGUGGCUAUAUAAUGAGGGCUGUGUAGUGUUUGAAAUCAGAAAACCAUGGGUAGUAGAGAAAGAAAGUUCUCUAUGGCCUCCCUUUCUUCUGCUCUUCUAGCACUCUCUCUUUCUCUCAGCCUUCUCCCUUUUGAGACUAGAGGAGAUGGUGUCAUCUACUCUUCUCCCCCUCCUCCUGUUUAUGAGUAUAAACAGCCACCUCAUUACUAUUACAAGUCACCCCCUGUUUAUGAGUAUAAACCACUACCACAUCAUCAUUAUAAGCCACUUCCUACACCCGAAUACAACUCCCCACCUCCGUAUUAUGGUAGCUCUCCAUCUCCUCAUCAUAAGUCACCUCCUUUGUACAACAACAAGUCUCCGCCUCCUUAUUACAAGUCACCUCCAGUACAUGAUUACAAAUCUCCACCUCCUCAAUAUAAGUCUCCACAGAAGUCACCUCCUAUGCAUGAAUACAAAUUUCCACCUCCAUACUAUUACAAGUCACCUCCUAUCUACAAUUCUCCCCCUCAUUACAAGUCACCUCCAAAACAAGAACAAAAAUCCCCUCCUUAUCAUUCCAAAUCACCUCCUACUCACGAAUACAAAUCUCCGCCUCAUUAUUACAUGCCGCCUCCUAUGUAUAAAUUCCCAUCUCCUUAUUACAAGUCACCUCCAAAGCAUGAAUAUAAAUCCCCACCUGAUCAUUACAAAUCACCUCCUGCAUACGAAUACAAAUCUCCACCUUCAUAUGAUCACAAGUCACCUCCAAAUAAGGAACAUAAAUCCCCACCCGAUCAUUACAAAUCACCUCCUACAUACAGUUACAAAUCUCCACCUUCGUAUGAUCACGAGUCACCUUCAAAGCACGAAAUUAAAUCCCCACCCGAUCAUUACAAAUCACCUCCUGCAUAUGAGUACAAAUCUCCACCUCCACAUGAUCACAAGUCACCUCCAAAGCACGAACAUAAAUCCCCACAUGAUUAUUACAAAUCACCUCCUACAUACAACUACAAAUCUCCAACUUCAUUUGAUCACCUUCCAGAGCACGAACAUAAAUCCCCACCCUAUCAUUACAAAUCGCCUCCUACAUAUGAAUACAAAACUCCACCUCCACAUGAUCACAAGUCAACUCCAAAGCACGAACAUAAAUCUCCACCUGAUCAUUACAAAUCACCUCCCACAUAUGAAUACAAGUCUCCACCUUCGUAUGAUCACAAGUCACCCUCAAAGCAUGACCAUAAAUCCCCACCCGAUUAUUACAAAUCACCUCCUACAUAUGAGUACAAAUCUCCACCUCCGCCUGAUUACAAGUCACCUCCAAAACAUGAACAUAAAUCCGCACCCGGUCAUUACAAGUCACCUCCUACACAUGAGUACAAAUCUCCACCUCAUGAUCACAAAUCACCUCCAAACUACGAACAUAAAUCCCCACCUGAACAUUACCAAUCACCUCCUACGUAUGAAUACAAAUCUCCACCUCCAUUUGAUCACAUGCCACCUCAAAAGCACGAACAUAAAUCCCCACAUGAUCAUUACAAAUCACCUCCUACCUAUGAAUAUAAAUCUCCACCACCUCACGAUUACAAGCCUCCUCAAAGAUACAAACACGAGUCACCGCCAUCUUCAAAGCACGAGUCAUCUCCUCCUGCAUAUAAAUACAAUUCACCACCUCCUAAGUGCGAGUCCUCAGCCCCUAUAUACGAGCAUAAAUCACCACCUCCUACAGAUCACGAGUCAUAUCCUCCUGUAUACAAGUACAAAUCACCACCUACAAAGUAUGAAUCUUCCCCUCCUAUGUACAAGCAUAAAUCGCCACCAUCUUCAAAGCAUGAGUCACCUCCUCCUACUUAUGAAUACAAGUCCCCACCUUCUAAGCACGAGUCACCUGCUCCCAUAUACAAGGAUAAAUCACCACCUCCUGAACACGAGUUACAUCCUCCUAAGUACGAGUACAAAUCGCCACCAUCUCCUUAUUACCACAAGAAACCAUCCUACUCCCCGUACAUGUAUUCUUCACCUCCUCCUCCUUAUUAACACUAAGAGCAUCUUCGAAGGGAAUAAAUUGGUAAGCCUUCUUAUUUUACAUGACUAAUCUUAUAUUCUUCUUCAAAAUAUUGGCAUAUUUAAAGUCAUGAACUCCACAUGAAAUCGUCUGAUCUGUUAUUUGGGAAUAACCAUUCUUUUUUCCCCUCAUU
Molecule: messenger RNA, 3103 nt
Organism: Asparagus officinalis (garden asparagus)
Lineage: Eukaryota; Viridiplantae; Streptophyta; Magnoliopsida; Asparagales; Asparagaceae
Product: extensin-2-like
Exons: 1
Coding region: 972-2942 (656 amino acids)
Source: RefSeq, a predicted model, not a curated record